This is a messenger RNA of Amphiprion ocellaris (clown anemonefish), 4093 nucleotides long. It is a transcript of the gene cdkn1d, whose product is annotated as cyclin-dependent kinase inhibitor 1D. The record is from RefSeq and is a predicted model, not a curated record. NCBI's taxonomy places the organism in Eukaryota, Metazoa, Chordata, Actinopteri, Pomacentridae. Gene Ontology annotation, cellular component: nucleus. Gene Ontology annotation, biological process: regulation of mitotic cell cycle; signal transduction by p53 class mediator. The transcript has 3 exons. The coding region runs from base 211 to 762 and encodes 183 amino acids. Gene Ontology annotation, molecular function: cyclin-dependent protein serine/threonine kinase inhibitor activity.
CUUCUGAGUCCAUAACAAACAAGUCGCAGAUAAGGGGACAAGCACGACCCUCCCUUGGGUAGAGUCCACUGAAACCCUUCAACGUGACGCUUUAUGUACACGGGACUGUCAGGAACACCUUUCAUUCCUGGGACUGAAUGAGCUGUGCGUAAUUUGGAGACGAAACGCUUGAACUUUGAGGACUUUUUGAGACAUUGACGCUGAUGGGACAUGGCCAUGGCCUCAACAUCAGCAUCCACAUCAGGACCGACUUUGGGGUCGGAUUCGGAGGUUUCUCAUCUGGGAGGCAUUGAGGCCUUGAAGCUGAAGGUGGGUCCGGUGAGGAGGAACCUCUUCGGGCCCGUCGACCACCAGCAGCUGCAGAAGGACUUCCAGCGGCUGCUCUGCAUGAGUGUGGAGGUGGCCAACAAGCGCUGGAACUUUGACUUCCAGAGCGACGUGCCGGGGAACGGCUCCAGCAUGGAGUGGGAGGCUCUGAGGUGGCAGGACGUUCCGGUGUUUUACCGCAGCUGUAUGGUGCAGCCGGCGGCGAGGCCUGCAGCCGAGGCGACGAAAGCCAAGAGGUGGGCGUCGUCUUCGUCCAGCGAGGGUUCACCGGUGUCCAGCAGCUCAUCUGGGUCCGGCGACGAGUAUCUGGAAGUGACCACAAGGGGGUGCUACCGGCUCCAACGGCCGGGGAAACGCAGACAGGCGGCCAUCACAGAUUUCUUCAAGGUGAAGAAGAGGAAGCUGCUGCAUUACAAAGUAUCAUCUCGGCAGUAGAAGAAAAGCACAACGAGACCCAGUGGACGAUCACCAAGUGGUCGACUUCCUUCACGCAUCACCUCACCUUCAUCCUUUUGUAUAUAUGUAGCAAUUUGUAAGUGACUGUCCACAAGCACAUACGUGCGUGGGCUUAGAAACCUCUGACACCACAUACCUUUCAUUUUCAGCACAGGAAAGCUACCAUUUAACACAGCUCGGACUGUAGAAACGGUUUUUGUGGAUAACUAUAUAGUGUAUAUUCUCUAUACUGUUUUACUCAGCUUUUGACUAUACUGUGAAAUCAUUUUGAAUGCACUCUUUCAGGAGUUGGAAGAGGUUAAUUCUCCUCUUGAAAAGUCUUCAACCUCAGCCCUUGACCUGUUUUUUUCCCCCUCCCGUCAGAAGAGGUUUUGAUUAGACCAGUUACUAUUCCUGGAACCACACGUAGCCUUUUAGCCUCGGCCCUGACAGCUCGAGUUGAGCCGGGGGUCGAAACCUCGCCUCGAGGGUUCAAAGUUUGGCAGCGCGACUGCGAUUACCUCCAGGUUAAAGGUCAGCGGUGGAGGUUUCAGCUCCUGAGAUGAAGCGGUCGUACCUGUACGAGAAAAUUCUGAGCAAUAAUAAUAAUAGUAAAGUUUCACAUGUGACUAUUUAUUUAUUAUUCGCGAUGCUAGGUCAUCGUUAAAAAUAAAAUAAAAUUAAAAACAUAGUAAAACGAGGUAAGAUAAGGUGUUUUUAAGAUGCCAUCGCCCCCCAAAAUUAUGCCUUGUGGCUCUUUUACACUCCACUGUUGCCACCCUAAAAGUAUCGGCCAUUUUCCACCAUCACAACUUUGCAAAAAAAAAAAAAGUACAAAUAACAAACUAUAUUCUCUUUUUGCUUUGUAUUAUUCGCAUAAUGGGGUUGUAAAAAAUGUUAAUGGUGACAGACCGAAACAUAUCAGGUGGUAUGUUUUCAUCAGCUUUAUGCUUUAAAUAAUGUAGCAUUUUUUCACUCUUUGUCUUCAUGCGAUGAUGUCCACCUUGUAGGUUUUUAUUCACGCCUCUUUUCUCCAUGAAGGGAAUGUAGUGUUUUAUCACUGUGUUGCAGCUCAGAGGAACCUAAACUUUUUGGUUUCUGCUUUUGAUAAUUUUCUUUUUUUUUCUAUAUCUAUAUUUGAAGAGUCAAGCUGUGUCACAUUUUUCCGUCGCUGUGCAGUUUUUAUAGUGUUUGCUUUGUAUAUCUUUAUAUAUAUGUUUGCAUAUAAGUGUUUGUGUGUCAGUGAGUGUGUUUAGUUUCAGGUUUUUCAUGAGUUUUUAUGGCAGCUGAGGCAGUUGAACCAAAGGAAUUGUUGUGCCAUUAAAUAAGAGACAUUUUUAUCAGUUAUGGGUAACAGGAAGUCAACGGAAGGUCAAGAUUUUUACUUUGAAAUACUUUUAACCCUCCGAAAACCACAGUUAAAAUGCCAAAAAAAAACAUUUAAAAAAUGGGCAAAACAAAAAGUAGAUUUUCCUGAAUUAUAUAUUUUACAAAAAUAUCUAAAAAUAAAUCAACAUGUACGACAUUUUUCAAUUGCCCAAAGGCAUUAACAAUACUGGAGAAAUGGUUUUCAUACUUGUUUAAUGUCUGCACAGCCUGCAGUUCAAUCUAGUUUGGCUGGAAAAGUCCCUGAAUUUUUGCUUUGUGACUUUUAGUUCCACUUGUGUCACUUGUGGCUUCCUGGUUGCACUGGGAAGUACAGAAUUUUAUUAUUUUUUUUUAAACAGAAUCUCUUUCAUGUAAAUGGUUAAUUUGGGGACUUUUUAAAUGUAACCUGUAGAAACUUUCCCAAUUUUAAAGUUACAUUUGGUUAAAUUCCCAACUUCAUCAAACUUUUCAGCAGGAUUUGGCCUUUAGAGGGUUAAAAUGUCAAGUUUACAGUAUUUAAAAGGUGAGGCUGUUGGCUUUCUGUGACCCAUAACACAAUCUUCUGUUUUUUUCCCCUCAGUACGUUAAUUGUCAUUUUUUAAAUAUGGACAAGAAGCCAUAACCAGGGUUAAUCCGCUCUUUACUACCUCAUCGUGUGAUUCAGUAACCGAAAAACAAUCAGUGUAGCUCAGGUUGUUUGCAUGUACAGGCCACGAAAGAGAGACCGAGAGAUGGACCCAUAGAGGGGCGGAAGGGUUAAAGCUUGUUAUUGUGUUGUGGUAAAAGCUGUUGAGGUUCAGCGCUUCGUGUCGAGUUUCACAUCAGGUAAAAGAGUCAGUGUGUCAGAGCUCGACGUAAAGGAAACCCCGAUCCCCGGAGGGGGGAGGCGGCCGGCUUUUGUUGUCACUCUUUGCUUUGACAGCGGUUGGGGGGAGGACGACGGGGAAAAAGGGACGAACUUUAAUAGAAAACCUUCACGAGAGAAAAUGUCUGAGACCCUUCCUCGAUCAAAGGGUCCCUCCAGCCAGACGAGCGGCCUCAGAUUCAGACAUGCUUUUGUUUCCCCCCUUAAAAAGUCUCUCAGUCUCUCUUUUGUGAACCGGCUGCCUCAGUCUGUGCGAAAAAUCAGCAUGAAAGCAGUUGUUUGUAAUCAUGUUGUGCUCUUUUUUUCCCCCAUCAUUCCACACAGAGUCACAGAUUUUAAAAUAACCGACAUGGUUUAAAAAUCGUCAGGAUUUCUUGCUUGUUUGUCAGCUUAUAUAUAUGUGUGUGUGUGUGUGUGUGUGUGUGUGUGUGUGUGUGUGAGACUGUUUGUGUGCAUCUUUCAAGACGAAACUUUCAAAGUCUAUAUUAACUUAUUUGCAGUUUUUGUCUUUUGUUUUUGUGCGGAAAUAAUUCUAAAUUCACCUUUUUUGCUACAACUAAUUGUAUUUUUUUUCUCCUGAAACUACACCUUUGCACUACUUUAAAAUGUGGUUGACAAAAGAACUACUUUUCUAGAGCAGUCUUUAAAAAAAAACAAACUUAAAAAUCCUCAUUGAAAAACUGAGACACAGAUGAGGAAUUUGUUGACAAUUAAACCUCUCCCAUAAGACACUAUGGAGAGGAAAAAUAAAAAUAAAAAUCUCACAGUGCUCAAGCAAACGCUGCUUCCCUAAUUCACUUGUCGCAGCUAUAUCGAGGUGUAGUGUUUUCCAUUUUUUUUGACUUUGUAUAUGCAUGAAUGUAUGAUAAUAUUUGUAUACCAGUUGUAAUAAUUUUAUUGUAAUUUAAUACUGGUAUAUGUAUCCUUGCAACAUGUAAGAACUGUAUGAGAUCAAAAUCAUAUCCUUUUUUUAAAUAGGAAUAUUUGUAUAGAAAAUGUUAAAGAUUCUGUUGCUGGGUUGUUGGUGCACUGUUGCCUUUCAUCAUGUCAUAUAGUGUGCGCAAAUUAAUAAAAUGUUAUAUUGAUUUAAGCCGUAAA